CAGUUUAGUAGGCGUUCGCGGCACCAUGGCAGCUUUGUGGCUUGGAAUGCCUCUCCGAGGACACUGGUGACAUCGUCAGGGCAGGAUUGGAUACUUUGAGAUAUUCGUCGCGCAGAGCAUGCUCCCUACCAUGCAUGGAGUCGUCGGGGAGCCUGCGACACGUGGUGCAGUAUCCAGACCGCAUGCGCAUGUAGCAGGAAGGUAUCUUUCUCGACACCUCUUCUCGCAAGCAACCUACGAGUCCCGCGCCUCUGUGAUACGACGCGGCGGGUCCUAGAGGAACAACAGUAUAGCAGCUGCACUCGGAACGUAGCCAAGACGAUCUGCGGACAAAGGGGACGGUUUUCGUGCCCCAAAACUCUCUAUCCAGGAAUACAGUAUUUCGUCGGCAAGCGCAGUUUGGACGUCCUGUGCAAGCAAAAGGGCCAGAAAGAUGACGAGGCGAUGCGGACGCACCAUGGCCUCUUUCCUUGCG
Messenger RNA from Nannochloropsis gaditana CCMP526, 475 nucleotides. RefSeq lists its product as uncharacterized. The coding region runs from base 119 to 277 and encodes 52 amino acids. The transcript is spliced from 3 exons. The record is from RefSeq and is a predicted model, not a curated record.